UAUCAGAGAUCACAAGGCUUUUCGGACUCGUUCUAUCAGCGCCUAAUGGAAUAUCUCAACGGUUAUGGCCACGAUCAACUGUCCAGAGACCAGAUCAACAGAGUUCCAUGGCAGUGGACAAACGACCACUAUGUAAUAAGCAAAGACAAGCCACUUAAUGAAGAGCCUGUGGCGAAAUCGAGAGAGCAAACAAGUUGA
Molecule: messenger RNA, 198 nt
Organism: Strongylus vulgaris
Lineage: Eukaryota; Metazoa; Nematoda; Chromadorea; Rhabditida; Strongylidae
Source: the annotation of a GenBank genome assembly